AUGACGCUCGAUGAUAUCAACACAGACGGCCGAGGUCAAGUCCCUGGCUCGGGGCUCAUGGCGACCAAGAAGGGCAAGACAAACGGCACUUAGAGCUUCGUAGUGCACGACAGCUGGCCAUCGCUAAUCGGUACCGCACGCCACCGCCGAGAGACACUGGGAUCUCUCCGAGGUAGAGCUCGCCCGUGCCCUUCUUGAUGGAGGAACUCUUUGAGUCCUCCGAUUUGGGGGUGAUCUAAGCGGGCGGCGCGGCACGAAGCCCGACGGCUGAGCUGUGCCGUCCCGUUUCGUGCUCAAACUGCGCGCAGGGUCUGUAUCGUACAUGUUCUGUACUGGUCAGGCGUACUGUACGACAUCAGACCGCCCGACGGGCUCUACUGUUGUCUCCCGAUUUAGUUGUCGCACGACUUCGAUUUGGGUGUUUUUUGAAUGGUAUCACGUACCGUUGGGAGGCUCAAUCGUCCGAAACUGCUACUGUACGACAGUUUCGUCCCGCCUGGAAUCAUUUGAAGGGAGACUUGUGUUUAGUAGCAGAGACACGUUAGGAU
Messenger RNA from Ectocarpus sp. CCAP 1310/34, 548 nucleotides. NCBI's taxonomy places the organism in Eukaryota, Phaeophyceae, Ectocarpales, Ectocarpaceae. The record is from the annotation of a GenBank genome assembly.